UCCUGACAUGAGCAGGGUGCAAAAAACAGAGCCAUCCCUGCGCUGGCACAUGUAUAUAAGGGAUGGGGCUGCUGGGAGCUGCCUGCCUUCUGCAAGAAGUGGGGAGCUGUGGCCAGUUCGUGAACAGGACUUUGUGAUUUCUUCCUCCCUUGCCCACUGCACGAAUGAAGACCAGCCAUGAUGGAUCUAAGCCAUCCAAAACCCACACCAUCAAACCCAGAGAGCUGAUUCUCUCCCCGCACUCCAGGAAUGGGGACCACCAUGAAAAACAGCCCACACAAAUUACAUCAGAAUGGGCCCAUCCUAAGAACCAUGAAGAAAACACGAUGCCAUCCCAGGCAGAUGACCUCUUGCCUGGUCAGAGGGGAGCUCAGAUGUUGGAUGUCUGUAAUGGCAGCUUUAGCCUGGGACAUGUUUCUGAAGAGAUCAACCUCAAUAGCUCAGAGAAAAUCCCACACCAGGACAGCAAUGCAAACAGGAACAAGGAUGGGGUAUUAAAGAAAGCCUCAGUUGUGCAAAAAGUGAGAAAUGAGCCCAAGGAUUCCCCGUCCAAGGAUGUUUUCUUGUUUUGGGCCAAUAAAGUUAGCAACAGCAGCAAAGGGAGCAGCACCUUCCCAAAGCUACUGCAGAAAUCAUCUACAACUGCAGGAACCUCCUCUCCAGCUCUCCUUCCCCAGGAAGGACUCAGCUUAAAAGAGAAUCAGACUGAAAAACCCCAAAGAAAGACCAGAAAAGAUCUCUUCACUGACACAAAUGUUUUCAGCCAUAUAGACACUCACGUCCUCCAUGUGAGCCAGCAGCUGAAAUCGGGGCACACCACGAUGUCGGUCCAGGCCAUCGUUCCCCUGAUCACUGCCAAAUCCCAGAGCAAACUGGAGAUGGUGCGGGCCAUAUGGUUCUGGCUUUGCCAUAACAUUGAAUAUGAUGUGGAUGGCUUCCUGGGGCUCUCUCAGAAGAUCCACAUGCCAGAGCAGGUCCUGCAGACGGGGAGAGCUGUGUGUUCUGGAUAUGCUCAUUUAUGCUGGGAAAUGUGCAGGGAGGCAGGUCUGAGCAGCGUGGAGAUCCCGGGGUUCAGCCGAGGCCCGUGUGCCCGUGGAGGUCGGCAGUGCCAGCAACAGAAGAGCAGCCACAUGUGGAACGCAGUGCAGCUGGAAGGACAGUGGUGGCUCCUGGAUGCCUGUUGGGGUGCAGGCACUGUGGACACAGAGAACAGGUUGUUUGUGCCCAGGCAUGAUGAUUUCUUCUUCCUCACCAACCCUGAGCACUUCAUUGAGACCCACUGGCCGGAGGACCCUGCGUGGCAGCUCCUGCAGCCCCCCAUCUCAUGGGAGGACUUUGAGCAGAGAGUGUUUAAAACUUCAGAAUUUUUCAGACUUCAGCUCUGUCUCCUUUCUCCGAACACUUCCCUCCUCAGAACAGCCCAUGGAGAGGCAUCAGUGAUGUUGGGGAGCACUCAUCCAACAGAGUUCACCUACCAGCUCUCCAAACUCCAGGGCACUAUGACCACAGAGGAUGUAGGCACUGCUCAUGGGAUGAUGACAGUGUCUGAGAACAGUGUGACUAUCAAGGUGAUUCCCCCAACCAAGGGUCUGUAUGACCUCAUGAUCUUUGCACGUCAUGCUGACUCUCUAGACCCUUACAACUGGGUGUGCUCCUAUCAGAUCCUGUGCCUGGAGCCACACACUGCGGAGGCACUGCCUGAAAACCCUUUUCAUUUCUGGGGCCUUCACCAAAAGGUGAGAGAUUUUGGCAUUGAGGAAAGCAGCUACAAAGGGGAGCUGCUUGUUGCUCCACAGGGGACUUUGCUCUUGACUCUCCGGACGUCCCGACCCUUGCUUGCCAGCUAUGAGCUGGUGAAUAAAGACUUAGAUUCCACUCUGAGUAAGAAAUGUCUGGCCGCUCGAACUGAGGACAAGAAACUGAGUUGCCACGUCCUCUGUCCAUUCCAGGGUUACUACCGUCUCUCCGUGUUUGUGAAAGAUUUAGGAGGCACCUCCUUCAGGAACACAGCCAAUUUCCUUAUUCGUUGCUUAGGACCCAUCAACCAGAACGAGCUCUUCCCCUUGGGGUUGAGCAUGCAUUGUGGGAGCGGGAUCAGCUCCAGUGGCUGCGGCCUCUCCAACCCCAGCCACUCCGACCCCAUCAUCACCACCAAGCUGGGCAAGUGCAACAUCACCUUCCACGCACGGGCCGACGUCGAGGUGACCGCCAGCUUGAGCAAAGACAAAGUCAGCAGCACUGAGUAUCCCCUGGAGAGGUACGUGCUGGUCACCCACCUGAAGUCUAAAGUCAGCGUGUGCGUCGUGCUCCCUGAGCCGGGCGUGUACAGAGUGGGGCUUUUUGGGAGAAACAAAGACCGCAAGGAGUUUGUCCAUAUUUGCGACUACAUCGUGCGCUGUUUCUCAGAGCUGUGCUGGCCUCCUUUCCCCAAGGUCUACAGCCUGUGGAGGAGAGGAUGCGUGCUGCUAGAGCCACGCACGGGGCUCCUCCAGGAGCAGAGCUGGGUCCGCUUCAGGGUGAAAGUGCCAAAAGCCCACAGAGCUGUCGUCCUCGGGGGGGAGAAGACAGCACUACAGCUGAACCCCAGCUCUGUUUGGGAAGGGGAGGUGUUCAGCGGGGCAGCGGGGAUGCGGGUCCGACUGGCAGCCAGCUUCAGCCCUUGCUGCUCCUCCAUGGAGGUCCUGCUGGAAUUUGAGGUGGGAUGCAGCCCACCUGCCUCCACGGGGCGCUCGGGGUAAGCUGGGUGCUCUGCAAAGCGUGCAGAAAGCCAAGGGAGGAAGCAGAAGUUCUUAAAACUGAAGGACGUGGAGACACGGAUAGAACUCCCAGAACGUUAUGGCAUGCUGGGGGGAGUCUGGUUGUCACACGCAGAGCUCCUCUUCCCGCAGGAUAUCCAAAUACUUGCUGGGGCCUCCUAUCCCUCUUGGAGACCUUACUGCCGCAUAAAUCAGGAUCAACAUAUGGAAGGCUCCUAAUAUUUUGCUUCUGUCAGAGGAAACCAUUGUUCAGCUUCUCUACAGGAAGGAUGUCUCGCUGCUUAUUACCAGCUUGAAUAAUCGUUUGGAAUGCUUCGUUUGACAUUUAUUCAAGAACUUGGAAACCACACAGUUUCUCUCUCUGGAGAGGAUGACAACAACAACAAUUAAAGAAAAAAAAGAAAAAAGCCCAUGCCAGAGCCAACAGCAUCAAAAAAAUGUAAAUAUAUAGUAAAGAAAGGAGGACCUCCUUGCAGAGAAAAUCUGUGCUUGGGCAGAGGAGAGGGGAAAGGAAGGAAAGACAUACUGUAUUUUAUCAACCACGUCUUCAAAAUAUCUUCCAGGUCUUCAUUAUUAAGGCUGACAUGUAAAUAUACACUUAAGAGCAGCAAGGGCUCGAAAUUAAGAGAGGGAAGAGGCAAGGAAGUGGCUCUGCAGCCAAAGCUUCUAACUGCAGAGUGGAAAGCACAGACAACUGCUCUUAGGUUCUGGCAUGUGCUGCAAGGCACCAUAAACAGGAGAUGGGCAGGGCCCUCACAACAUCCAGAGGAGCACAUAUUCGUCAUCUGAAGAAAACAUGCUAAAGUAAAAGGCAGGAAAAGCAAUUACAUCAUCCAAUGCUUAGAGAUGGUGCUACUGUUUGGAUAAAUUUAGAGGCCAUGGGCUGGAAAAUACGCAGUAGAAAUACUUCUUCAUGCUUGCAAUGGGGUUUCUGGCUGCAGUAAGGAAGAACUGCUGGUUAAUUUUGGAUGCACAAUAGGUGAGGAAAGGAGACUGCUUUCUUCAAGUCCAGCAAUUUAAACUUGACCUGUAGCAAAAGCUGAAAUAGAUUUGAACCUUCUCUGAUUCCUGGAAGUCAGGCAGCACAGCUGAUGUGCCAGGAUCUGCAUUUCACAGCAAACUUGCUGGAACCACGCUGAUGUGUUGGAAGAUUUGUGGCAAAAUCCAAGGACUGCUCUGAAUGAAGCGAAGCACCUGCAAUGGCAAACAGGAGAAAUGCUUGCCUGCAAUGCUGAAGAGCAAUGUAAGCAGCACGGACCCUCUCUCCUCACCUGUAGUGUUGCAGCUCCCUCUUGGGAGCUCCUCAGGGCUCCCCAACCUGCACACUGCCCACAGAUAGCACUGCUCAUGAAAUUAUAUCUGCAGAACCAGCAAACUCUCUAAGACUGCUGCUUUCUCUUUUUUUCUUUAUUCUGUGGAAGAAUUCUGGCAUGGCAAACCAAAAUGGUCGACAAGAGAAAUUACUCUCAGUCCUUACUGCCAUCUUCCCAUCUCCAGGGAAAACUCAGCUUUAAUUAAUUCCUCUUUAUCCAUCAUAACGAGGUCCAGGUUAGAGUUACUUUGAUUUGGGGUCCAAACAAUUCAUGUCAACAUAUAAUUACCAGAGGUGCUCAGAAUUUUAACGAUGUUCCCACAGGGGAUUUUUUUAUUUUUUUUUUUACUUCAAGGAUCUGAAGUCAACCCUCUCACAUUUCCCUCUAUGCACGCUGGGGUACAGCACGCAACCCAUCUGAAAUGCCAUUCUGAUUUAGGUGUACGUACCUCAAAGCCCACACCCCCAGCUCUGAGUGCCUUCGCAAUAAGCACCGGCAGCACCUCUCCAACAAUAACAGCCCUGGAGCAAGCAUCACUCAUGGAAAAACAAUGGGAAGAGAAAGAACGCUCCUGUGUGUCUCUCCUCCUCUCACUCCCUCUGCCCAUCAGGAUUAAAUGAGGUAAGGAUGGAUUACAACACAUACCUGCAGCUACAAAACAUGCCUAGCUCUGAGCUGACUUGGUUCAGGAAGCCAUUGGAAGGCCUCCAGGUGUACGUGGAGCUGUGGACAGCAUGAAGAGAAACACGAGGGCUGUGCUCAGCUCUACCAGCAAGAGGCUCCUUCAUAGCUGAAGUCAAAAGGAAGUAAUACCAGGAUGGGCUGAACCUGAAAUCCCCAUACUAAAAAUGCUAACUUGUAUAGAAUCAUGAGGUGUCAACCAAGCACGGUGUCCAAACUCUUUGCCUUUACACAAUUCCUUGUGCUACAUCUGUGUUAAACUGGUCAUCAGGGUGAACUACGUUAUGACUCGUUUAGUUUAUCCUAUGGGGCUGUAACAGUUGAGGUGUCCAUACAUGCUGUGUAUUCUUCAGCUUCUUGUGCUGCUCUUGCAGCUUCAGUAGCAAGAGUAGGACCAAUCUGCAGUAGGAUAUCCACACGGGGGUAGGAAUUGAUGGCUUUAGAAUCAUACAAUCAUAUGGGUUGGAAAGGACCUCUAAAAACCAUCAAGCCCAACCCAUCCCCACCAUGCCCACUGACCAUGUCCCUCAGUGCCACAUCUCCAUGGUUCUUGGACACCUCCAGGGACAGUGACCCCCCCAUCUCAUGGGCAGCCGUGUCAGUGCCUGACCACUCUUUCAGAGAAGAAAUAUUUCUUAAUAUCCAACCUGACCCUUCCCUGGCGCAACCAAGGCCAUCACCUCUCAUCCUAUUGCUGUUACCUCAAAGAGGCUGAUUUUUAAAGGGCCAGACCUGCUGAAAUGGCUGCAUGUGAUCAAAGGAAUCCCACAAGUAUGGUAAUGGCUCAAAAACUGCUGCAUUUCAUUCAAUCAGGUCAAAGAAUGUGGCUGUAAAAGCAGUCCUUGCAUUGCCCAAGCUUCUUCAAAAUACAGAAAGAUGAAACAUCACCUACUUUCAAGGGUAAUUUCAAACAUUUCCUCCUAGUCUGACAACUGGGAUUUUGUGGCAAAGAUGAAAGAAAAGAAUGGGUAUAGGCGAGAAGAAUGUAUGUAAGAAGGGCAUUCCUCAAAGCUCAGCCAAACUCUUUAAUGCAGUCACUUGAGACGCAUAAGCCAGGGCAAUUCUGUUCAGCAAGUCCCCAGGAAUACAGCUGGAAGGCUGAGAGAGAGGGAGGAAGGGUUCAAAAUGUGCUUGAGAGAAAGCUGGGCUGUGUCCUGCUCUCUGCAGGCUGGCAGGUGAGAGGGACUGGAGAUAGACCUGGCUAGAGGUGCAGUCCCCUCCAGGUUGGCACCAUUGAUAACUGGAAAAGAUUAAUCUGGGAAAUCCUUCAGGAAAUGGCACGGGUGACUGUGAAGACCCCUCGCCCCAGGAAAAGGGAGGAGGAGGUGAUGAGCAGAGCUUUUUACAGGUAUCAGGAGAGAGGACUCGCAGAGAUGGAGGCUGGUGGGAAAGCUGCAAAGGGCAUUUCUAUAAUGGCAGAGAUUAGCUCCUGGGCAGACUAAGCACCAGGCAAAACACAUCUUCCAAAUCCCACGUUAUUAAGGAUUUAAGCUACUAACCCAUUUUACAAAGCUAUCCAACCAUGGGCACCCUGUUAGCAUUUUCAUGACAGCAGCCAAAGAUGUUCCACCUCCAGGGCUGUGAAAACAAGCAGCCACGGGACAUGAGCAGGACAAGAACAAAAGAGAGAAGGAACAGCUUCUCAUUGUACCAAAGAGCUGAAACCCUUAGCAGACUCACUGAGAGCACCGGAGUGAUGCUAAAACCAUGACAUCAUAUUUCCAACACUUUCACUUGCUGUACCAAAGUCUUCAUUGUUGUGUUUGCUGCUUUAGCCUUGGGUACACUGCGUACUCAGUACAUAUAUAUAUAAAUAUAUAUAUAUAAGAAAGAGACCUCGGCUAUCAGCAAUUCUGCUCACCAUAAAUAAAAGCAUGGUAACCAAGGUUA
This is a messenger RNA of Tympanuchus pallidicinctus (lesser prairie-chicken), 6640 nucleotides long. Its product is annotated as kyphoscoliosis peptidase-like. Lineage: Eukaryota; Metazoa; Chordata; Aves; Galliformes; Phasianidae. The transcript is spliced from 7 exons. The record is from RefSeq and is a predicted model, not a curated record. The coding region runs from base 165 to 2738 and encodes 857 amino acids.